AAGAAAAUGUCAGUCAGCAUGCAUGAAAAUCGCAAAUCUAGGGCCAGUAGUGGCUCCAUAAACAUAUACUUGUUCCACAAGUCAUCCUAUGCUGAUAGUGUCCUUACUCACCUGAACCUUCUGCGUCAGCAACGUCUCUUUACAGAUGUACUUCUGCAUGCUGGGAACAGGUCAUUCCCCUGCCACAGAGCCGUUCUAGCUGCUUGUAGCCGCUAUUUUGAAGCAAUGUUCAGUGGAGGAUUGAAAGAGAGCCAGGACAGUGAAGUCAACUUUCAUAAUUCGAUUCACCCAGAGGUCUUGGAGCUUCUUCUGGACUAUGCGUAUUCCUCCAGGGUUAUCAUCAACGAGGAGAAUGCAGAGUCACUGCUGGAGGCUGGUGACAUGCUGGAGUUUCAGGACAUUCGGGAUGCUUGUGCAGAAUUUCUGGAGAAAAACCUUCAUCCCACCAACUGUCUUGGGAUGCUGCUGCUGUCGGAUGCUCACCAGUGCACCAAGCUGUAUGAACUCUCUUGGAGGAUGUGCCUUAGCAACUUCCAGAGUAUCAGUAAAAGCGAAGACUUUCUCCAGCUGCCAAAAGACAUGGUAGUGCAGCUCCUUUCCAGUGAAGAGUUAGAAACCGAAGAUGAAAGGCUGGUGUAUGAAUCAGCUAUCAACUGGGUCAGCUAUGACCUGAGUAAGCGUCACUGUUACCUGCCUGAGCUAUUGCAGAUGGUGAGACUGGCCCUUUUGCCAGCCAUAUACCUUAUGGAGAAUGUGGCCAUGGAAGAACUUAUCACCAAGCAAAGGAAAAGCAAAGAGAUUGUAGAAGAAUCGAUACGAUGCAAGUUAAAGAUCUUACAGAAUGAUGGAGUGGUCACUAGUUUGUGUGCAAGACCCCGUAAAACUGGCCAUUCGCUUUUUCUUCUGGGUGGCCAAACCUUUAUGUGUGACAAGCUGUACCUGGUGGACCAAAAGGCAAAGGAGAUCAUUCCAAAGGCUGACAUACCAAGUCCACGGAAAGAGUUCAGUGCUUGCGCCAUAGGCUGCAAAGUGUAUAUCACUGGGGGGCGAGGGUCAGAAAACGGAGUCUCCAAAGACGUGUGGGUGUAUGACACCCUUCACGAGGAGUGGUCGAAGGCUGCUCCCAUGCUGGUGGCUAGGUUUGGGCAUGGUUCUGCUGAGCUUAAGCACUGUUUGUAUGUAGUAGGAGGACACACCGCAGCAACUGGUUGCCUUCCAGCUUCCCCUUCAGUAUCCUUAAAGCAAGUAGAACAAUACGACCCCGUGACCAACAAAUGGACCAUGGUUGCCCCACUGCGAGAGGGAGUAAGCAAUGCAGCUGUAGUAAGCGCAAAGCUUAAGCUGUUUGCUUUCGGAGGUACCAGUGUUAGCCAUGACAAGCUGCCCAAAGUUCAGUGCUAUGAUCAGUGUGAAAACAGAUGGACAGUACCAGCCACCUGCCCUCAGCCCUGGCGCUACACAGCUGCAGCUGUUCUGGGUAACCAGAUUUUUAUUAUGGGUGGAGAUACCGAAUUCUCUGCGUGCUCUGCUUAUAAAUUCAACAGUGAGGCAUACCAGUGGACUAAGGUGGGAGAUGUGACAGCUAAGCGAAUGAGCUGCCAUGCAGUGGCAUCUGGAAACAAAUUGUAUGUCGUUGGAGGCUACUUUGGCAUUCAGAGGUGCAAAACAUUGGACUGCUACGAUCCCACGUUAGAUGUAUGGAACAGCAUAACAACUGUGCCCUAUUCAUUAAUUCCAACGGCUUUUGUCAGCACAUGGAAGCACCUCCCCUCAUAAUUGUGUGUAUGUUGCAAUUACAAAUUAUCAGUUUACUCCUUUUUUGGAGAAGAGAAUUGGAACCUCAGAUCUGGAGAAAGAUUUUAACGAAGAAAAAAUAGUUCAGUGUCUCUUGCAUUUGAAGAAAAUCAUCUGCACCUUGUAAAUUAUCUAACCUAGACAUGAAGGAACGGGAGGGAAAAAACUGUCUUCAGUGCUUCAGCACAUGGUUAAAUAUGAAUGGACGAACCUGUGAUCUGGUCCUUGUGCUAGUAAUUGUGGAUUAAUGCCAAUAUUAAUCAGUCCUUCAAAGAAGAAAAAGAAGAGACAGAACUUCUCUGAGCUGUG
Molecule: messenger RNA, 2103 nt
Organism: Haliaeetus leucocephalus (bald eagle)
Lineage: Eukaryota; Metazoa; Chordata; Aves; Accipitriformes; Accipitridae
Gene: ENC1
Product: ectodermal-neural cortex 1 (with BTB domain)
Exons: 2
Coding region: 7-1776 (589 amino acids)
Molecular function (GO): protein binding
Source: RefSeq, a predicted model, not a curated record